AUGCCCGAACAAGGCGUGGACGGUUUCAACCUAGAUGGGAUCCUGAGCGAGCUGGGCAGUUUUGGCAAGUACCAGCUCUUCCUGCUCCUGCUGCUGGGCUUCCGAGAUUCCUUCUUGAAUAUGUGCAACUACAAUUACGUCUUCACUGCCGCUGAGGAGCCCUUCAGAUGCUUAAAACCUUCUUGCUACCCAAACUCAAACCAAUCCUGGAUUUCAUUCCCCACACGAGAUGGCACCACUUGCUUCAAACAAGACAACGAGACGGCCACCUGUUCUGCGGGUUUUGGCUCUGACAGUAUACCUUGUGAAGAAGUUGUGUACGACCAAUACAACAGUAUUGUGGCGGAGUUUGACUUAGGAUGCCAGCCGUGGAAGGCUACCCUCAUUGGCACCGUCCACAACUUGGGAUUGGUUUUCUCAUUUGUACUGUCUGGGUUCAUAUCUGACAGGUAUGGAAGAAAGAUAAUCAUAGUGAGUACUCCGCUUAUGGUCGGCAUCGCUGGUCUGCUAAAGUCAUUCGCAAUGGACUAUUGGACUCUCCUCGCUCUGGAGUUUUUGGAAACCGCUCUGGGCUACGGGAACGCAUCUAUGGUUUUAUCAUUAGAAGCAGUUAGUCACAAAAACCGGGUUAUGUAUUCUUGCAUAUCUGACAUCCUGGCCAAUUUUGGAGGAGCGUUCUUUGGCCUCAUAGCGUGGAAGGUUCCUUAUUGGAGACACCUGACGAGAGCCAUCUAUGCGCCGCUUCUGAUCGUUGUAUUUUACAUAUUCCUUGUAGACGAGGGAGUGAGAUGGCUGCUCGCCCACAAUAAGCGACACGAGGCUGUCCAAGUACUGAACAAAGUUGCUAAAAUCAACAACAUCACGCUGUCAAACAAAGCGCAGGAAAUGCUCACUAGUAUUACAGCACAAAAGACUGCGGUAGAUAAGGCGGAACGUUCCGAAGAGGUUCCACAAAUUUUUACAGUGCUUCGCUCAAAAACACUCCUCUUACGGAUGGCUCUCAUCGCAGCGUGCUUCAUCUGCUCCUCCUUUGUUUUCAGUGGAGCUAUCAUCAACUCUGUUAGCAUUUCUGGAAGCAAAUAUUUGAAUUUUUCCAUCAUGAUGCUAGUACAAGUGCCGACUAGAUUCGUCACAGCGCUCACUUUGACCAGAUUCGGGAGGAGGGCCCCGAUCUGUGUCGCAUAUUGCCUCUGCGCUGUAUUCUUCAUGGCUUCAGCUUUCGUGCCCAAAUCUAUCUGGUGGGCGUCAGUAUUAUUCUACAUCGCUGGUAAAAUGUGCAGUAGCUAUGGCAAUUUCUCGAUGUAUGUGGUGGCGAUGGAGAUUUUUCCCACCACCUCGAGAAACAGUCUCACGAACGUCGCCAAUAUUGUGGGCAGACUGGGCUCGGUGUUAGCGCCACAAGCGCCUCUACUCGAGAACAUAAUGCCUGGUCUCCCAAGCAUCGUAUUCGCGAUAGCAGCACUCGGACCGGCCAUUCUGGCCCUUCUACUGCCCGACACCAGCCAAUCUGUGCUGCCAGACCAAGUGUCUGAUGUCGAGAAGGUUGAUGCGACAUCAAACCCAGACAUCGCCACCGAAACCACCAAGCAGAGGUUAUGA
Leptosia nina is the source of this 1599-nucleotide messenger RNA. The record is from the annotation of a GenBank genome assembly. Lineage: Eukaryota; Metazoa; Arthropoda; Insecta; Lepidoptera; Pieridae.